CGCUCGCGCACACGUGUUGGACCGAAGUGCUGCGGCGUCGGCCAGAGCAGGGAGGCCUCGCACGUGUUUUGAAAGGGACACCCGGGCCUUUGCUGUUGUGGAGAUAUCGUCAGCUGUUCUUUUGAGGAGAGAAAGAGAGAGAGAGAGAGAGAAAGAGAGAGAGACAGAUGGACUUAAGGGGAGCCCUCUGUUGUUUUAUGAAGGGUAAAGCGUGACAAUAGUUGCUUCCUUUGAUAAAGGGUACGUGGGUUUGGUUUUGUCUUCUUUUAGAGUUUUUAGAGUUCGUGCGCGUCUGUUAAAGAUGGCGUUAAAUGCGUCUGAGAACGUGAGACAAAGAAUCGAGAUAUAAACAAACCCGACCUUCGAAGCAAGUACCGAAUAAGUAAUCAAAAAAAGAGAACUGAAAAUAACCCGACAGACAGACACACGCAGACGGGCAGAUACGUCCCCCAUCUCCUUCCCUCCCGCCUUCACGUUACCCCCAAGACGUAACGACAUGCACGCCGCCGACAGCCAAUGUCACACGGAAAUCGUUACCGUGCCCCUCUCUAUCGACCCCGAGUAACAGUGCCCCACCCCAAGGACCCCCCUCCUGUGGCCCGGUGGAGACGCAACAGCCUCGCUUCACCUGUUGCAUGGUUCGACGCACCGGCUCGGAGCUCAAGAGGGGAAUGCGCGCAACAUUUGAAAAAAGGAGACGAGCAUAGCGAAAUGAGAUAAGAAAAGAGACCCUCUAAAACACCACGUAAAUUCAUUCCAUAAAAAAGGGGAAAAAAAUCUAUUUUCAAACAACAAUAAAAUGAUUGCGAGUUAAGAAAACCGCGCUCCUGACUUCUGAAAAAAGUGUGAGGUUCCGUGACCUAGAUAUGUGUACUCUGCGACCAACAUCUUGACCUGGUUUUAAAGACUUACAAACACACGAAGAAUCCCAUAGAUCAACACAAGCGAAAAUAUCCCCCGGUUCUUGACAUAAAAAGAGAGAAAAAAAAGAGAAAUAAAGGACAUAGAUGCUCUUUUGUUUUCUGCUACUGUGGGCUUGUUGCCGAUAACAGAACGAUACCAUAUUGAGUGAAGCAGACUUGUUUUUUUUACUGAAACGUAACGCUGAAUAGGUGGAAUAUAUAUAGAAACUCGAUCGAAAAAAUACAAUAGUAAAUCAAAUAAGGAUAUUGAAUUUGUCAUACUGAUCAAGGGACCAAAUCCAAUAAACACGCGAUAAAGUGAGGAGAAGAGGGAAAAUAUUCAUAUUUUGUAUUCCGGUGUGUUCAUGGCGGGUGGGGAGUGACCGCGGGCCGAGGAUGCUGGGCGGCCUGCUGGCGGCUGCCGUCUUGGCCCUGGCGGGGCUCGCCUGCGCCCACCCUGACGGCGACGCGCUGGACGUGGGCGUGGGCGUGAGCAAACGAGACCUUGAGUUCAACCAGUAUGUGCCCGGCUACCGGCUGCGGGGCGAGCCGUCGUGCGAGGAGCUGCGCGCCAUGUGGAGGCUGAGCAAGAGAGAGGCCCGGCGCGCCACCUCCACCAACCAACUCCCGAGGGCCCGACCCUACACCUACGGCAGACUAAUAGCGUUCGCCCCCGACCCCAACGCCGGCCCCUCCGCGCCCGUCUACGGACGCAUCUGGAAGGGGCGGUACCCCCCCUUCGCCAAGUCCUCCUCGUCCCAGGUGCCGGUCAAGGGCUCCUUCGAGAAGCUGAAGAUCAUGCUGAUGGACUCCGGCGGCAGCCCCCGGGGCCAGUUCGACACGCUGCGCAGCAUGAUGGCCAUGGAACGGGGCCCCGGCGUGUCGUCCAAGGGCCGCCUCAAGGAGCUGAUCGGCCUGUCGGCCAGUGAGCGCCGCGAGCAGCGCCCCGUGGCCCUCGCCCUCCGCGCCGUCGAGGAGUCCUACAAGCCCAGCGUCAUGUCGCGCCGGGAGCCGCCGCCGCCGCCGCCCGUCGACAUGUCCCCGCGGACCAUGCGCGGUUCCACGCACUUCUCGCAGCAGGGUUUCGUCGGGCCGCUGCUGCCGGGAGACUCGAGAGUGAGCGGCGGCGCCCCCUGGCAGCCCCCCGCGCCCAACCCCAGCCUGAGAGCUUGUGGUGACGUCACGGGGUCAUACUGUCGCGUGAACUCCGACUGCGCUUGUGAAGGACUCUACCGGUGUAACAAAGGCAGAUGUAAAGCGACUUCAGCCGUGAAGGACAACCUCGGGUGGUGGUCUCCGGAGCCGCUGCCGUCACAGGACCUGGGCAUUCACAAGUGGGCGCGAACGCCUCCCCGCCCGGCUGCCAUCAACGAGGAGGACCUUGGGCGCCGUGGGUGGACGCGUCGGCAGCCUUGAGGGGCGUGGGCGUCCCCAUCACGCCCGUAGCCACGUUCGUUCGCCGCUCGGAGGGGGGGAAGAGAGAUAUAUAUCUAUAUUCAAGGAAGAGGAAAACGAACCUACAAGAAUUUCGUCGUAGCGUAGGAUCUGGAAGGAGGACAAGAUAUGGAACAAAUACAAAAAAAAUAAAAAUAAAAAAAUGCUUAAAAAUAUGAUAAAAAUGAUCUAAAAAAAAAGAAUAAUCAUAAUGAUGAUGAUGAUGAUGAUGAUGAUAAUGAUAAUAAUGAUGUUGUCCCUGGGAAUAUUUCCUGAUUCAACUUACCUGUGCCGGAAUUAUAUUUUGACUCCCGUUCUUGUUUAUCAUAUGCAGUUCACAUUUUUUUCGCUCUCUCUCUCACUCUCCAUCCAUCUGUCUAUGUAUCUAUGUAUCUCUCUCUCUCUCUCUCUCUCUCUCUCUCUCUCUCUCUCUCUCUCUCUCUCUCUCUCUCUCUCUCUCUCUCUCUCUCUCUCUCUCUCUCUCCAUCUCUUUCGCACUCUAUCGUCCUUCUUCUAUCUUCUCAUUUUUAUUCUGGAAACCUCAAAAUAGGCAAGGUAGAUUCUGGACUGUAUUUACGGCUAAUUCUUAAGCGUAUGGUAUGCAAGGGGCAAAACAAUAUGACUGUUCCGUGCGAUGUACAAGUGUCAUGUCUCGUUGAAGGAAAAAAGAAAAAAUCUCAAAAUAAAACAAAAAAAAUAUAUAUCAUAAAAAAUACGUCGCUUUGUGAAGUCGCUACUUGAAUGUGAGCUCUAUGUAGAUCCUCGGUACGGUCCAAAUUUGCUUCUCGUAAUAACAUACCCAAUAAAAGCCGACACAUAUAUACAUAUAAUAUAUAUAUAUUUUUGUUGUUUUAAGAUGAAAAAAGAUGAUCGAGGAAAUCAGUUUGACUGCUUCUGCCCCGUCGUAUUAAAUUAAGGUUACUGAUGUACUGACACCUCUUUCUAAACUGUAUACUGCUAGGAUAUCAUAUCAUAUAUUGAUUCAGCAUAUCACAGAUGUCAUAUCAAACAAGUAAGAUGGUGUUAUUACAAGGUUUUUAAAAACACUGAGGAAAAAAAAAACAUGGACAUAUCCCGUAUUUGUGUGACGCGCAUCUCUCUCGUUUUUUGUUUGUUUGUUUCUUUUUAUCUCUAAUUCUUAGAUCACUUUGUCGUAUUGUCUUACUCUGUGAGGAUAUAUAUUUUUUUCUCUCUCUUUUUUACUUUGUUUAUAAAUUAAUUGUGGAACAUUGAACCUCGGUGCUUUAAGGUAUUUUUAUUAUUUUCUGUAUACCCCAGUGGGCAGAUUUUUUUUCAUUGCAGUAGAAUGUCUGCCUGUGUAAUAGUAAUAAUACUAAUAAUAAUGAUAAUGAUUAAUAAUAAUAAUGAUUCCGGCAUACAUGUCACGCCUAUCCGACCACUCACGGUCAUAUCUCUACCUACAUAUCUGUUGAAAAGAUAAACAUAUCUUAAACUCCUGUAUAUAUUUUGCGAUAAUUGUAAACAAAAACACAAAAAAAUCAAUUGAAGAUAAUUCA
This is a messenger RNA of Penaeus indicus, 3853 nucleotides long. RefSeq lists its product as uncharacterized. The transcript has 4 exons. Lineage: Eukaryota; Metazoa; Arthropoda; Malacostraca; Decapoda; Penaeidae. Bases 1299 to 2318 code for a protein of 339 amino acids. The record is from RefSeq and is a predicted model, not a curated record.